Molecule: messenger RNA, 330 nt
Organism: Oppiella nova
Lineage: Eukaryota; Metazoa; Arthropoda; Arachnida; Sarcoptiformes; Oppiidae
Source: the annotation of a GenBank genome assembly
AUGUCAUCCGGUGAUUACGGCUUGAAGUGCAAAAUAGGCCAUGUAAGAACCGAGGACCUAGAAGGUUUACGAAAGCAACUAUAUGGUCGAAUUGAUGCACUGGCAAAGUUAAUUCAAAAUGAUAUUAAAACCUACGAAAACACCAAGGUGAAUACGACCGAGGAGUUUAAGGAUCUUAAGGGGGCUAUCCAACUAUUGGAAAAAUACAGGCAUGAUGUAGACAUAGCCGAAAACCUGGAUCAAUUGCACCUGGUUGAGCAUAAUAUGAACUGGGAGGAACAGUAUGAACAGGUAGCUGUUAAGCGCCUUGAUUAUUUGCUACACCACUAA